GCCUGGAAGCUUGCGUGCGAGGUCGCGCUGCCGCUCAAGAUCGAGACGGCAGAGGACGUGGCGGCCCUGGUGAGAAUGUCGCUCAAGAUGCCCGCGGACACGUGGGUCUCGGUCUUCUACUGCGGGCAGCCGAGGGAGGCGGGAGCGAUCCGGCCCGUGACGCUGGUGCGAG
Prorocentrum cordatum is the source of this 172-nucleotide messenger RNA. The record is from the annotation of a GenBank genome assembly. Lineage: Eukaryota; Dinophyceae; Prorocentrales; Prorocentraceae.